Molecule: messenger RNA, 2219 nt
Organism: Aphis gossypii (cotton aphid)
Lineage: Eukaryota; Metazoa; Arthropoda; Insecta; Hemiptera; Aphididae
Product: putative zinc finger protein 735
Exons: 9
Coding region: 260-2068 (602 amino acids)
Biological process (GO): regulation of DNA-templated transcription
Molecular function (GO): DNA-binding transcription factor activity, RNA polymerase II-specific; RNA polymerase II cis-regulatory region sequence-specific DNA binding
Source: RefSeq, a predicted model, not a curated record
UUUAUUUUAUUCAUUAGUCAUUUGUUAGUUUCUUACUUAUUAGUUAUUUAGUUUUGUUUCAUUAAUUACUUAUUAAAAAUAAUUUUUUUAAUUAUCUAUUUUGUUUAAAAGCAUUUAGCUUUAGAUUCUGUAAAUAUCGAACAAAUUCGAGUUUUAUCGACACAAAAAUCUCUAACAGAUCUCAUUUUAAUGAGUAAAAAUAUUAACUAAUAACCAUAAGCUUUAUUCUUUAAUUUUUUUAUUGAUAACUAAAUUCAAUAUGUUGUCAUCAAUCGAACUACAGCCAUCUAAUCAAACACUGAGGCUUGUAGAUAGAGAUCGAUUGAUUGCACAACGUGUAAGAGUAAUCUCUGACGAAAAGCUUAUAUCUAAAACAACAGAAGCGGCUAGACCACAACAAAAUUUAUUGAAUAAUUUUAGUGACUUGACCAAUGAUUUUGAUAUUAUUCAAAAUUCAAACAGCGAUGAUCUAGUAGACUUAGGUAAUAGUCAAAUGUCAACAUUUUUUCGAGAAUUUUCAGAAAAUCAAAAUACAUUGUGCAAAGAAGAAAAAAAAACAGCCGCUUCUAAUUAUAAGACUAUAAACGGAUUAGGAUUUUACUAUUGUGAUUCAUGUCCAUUUCUUUGCUUAAGUGUCAAAAUUAUUUUGGAGCAUAAUGAAAAAAGUGAUCACUUCCAUCAUUCAUCACUUAAAUCUUUACUGAGAACAAAAUGUAUAGGAUGUGAUAAUAUAUUUUAUUCAGUAAAUGUUCUUCGAUGCCAUUUGAUUGAAGAUCAUGAUGUUUUAUCUGUUGAAGUUGAUGGAUUAGUACAGCUGGUAAUUGAAGCUAAUAAAGAAGACACUGUAUACAACAAUAAUGAUACAUCUCAAACCAAAAACAAUAAUUUACCAGAUUUUAAUGAUACAAUACUAGAUACUUCUGAGUUUGGCUGUAAAUCAGAUUUUAUUGACAAUCAAAACACAGGAGAAAAAAGUUCAGCUGAAAAUUAUCAUUCGAAUGAUGCUUGCGAUGAUUUUUGGGAGUAUCAAGAACAAGUAUUUAAUGGACUUCAAGAAAAAAACACCAUUGAUGAUACAAAUAUUAUAGAAAAACAUUUAAGGUGUACCAAUGGAAAGUGCAAAGUUAGAUUUAGCACAGAAGAAAAUUUGAUGUAUCAUUUAAAAUGUCAUUUAGAUGACAAAUUUAAAUGCAUAGAAUUCGAAUGCCAGUUUACCGAUUCUAAAUGGUUAUCUAUGAUGACACAUUUGUGGAAAACUCAUAAUAUAGACAUUGAAAUGUUCGGUUGCAACCAAUGCGGAUUCAAGACUAAUAGUUUAUACAAAUUGAACACAUUUCAUAAAAACAUUCAUAAAACGGAGAAACCAUUUUUGUGUCCUGAGUGCCAGAAAGGAUUCAAAUCGAUCAAACAGCUUAGGAACCAUAAGUCGAUUCACUUUAAAACCGAGAAGCCACCGCCUAAAUUGGAACUAACGUGUCCGCACUGUUGCCGCAACUUCGGCACCAAGCACCUGUUGCAUCAGCACAUUGCCGCCGUGCACAUUGGGGUGCGGCCUUAUACUUGCCAAAUCUGCGGGUACGCCACUGCCAUCGCCAGCUCGCUGAAGCUCCACCAGCGGUCGCAUACAGGCGAAAAGCCGUUUUCGUGCGACGAGUGCGACUUCCGGACCGCCGAUCACAACACGUUGCGAAAGCACAAGUUGCGGCACACUGGCAUAAAGAAAUACACAUGCCCAAUGUGCGAUUACAAGUGCAUUCAGGCCUCUUCAUACAAGAAUCAUCUUAAGUCUAAACACCCAGGGAUGGAUGAUGGUUUCAUGUACAGCUGUAAUAUGUGCAAUUUUAAAACCAUUCGUAAAGAUAAGUAUAUGUUACAUAUUGUCAAACACAAGGAGGAAUCGGUGCACAUCAACGGCAUAUGUGAACCUACCGCCAACUUAGAUGAUAUGCUCAAUGAAAAAGAAAAAAUACAAGCCGAAAUCAUCGAACAACCGUAUUACCCCUUUAACACUAUCAGAGUUAAGCCGAUAAACACGAUUAACAAUGAGACAGUGGAAAACACUAUCUAAAGAUUAAGUUUCUUGUUAUCUUUCUGUAGACAGCUCAACGGCUGGUUACAACACCAAUGCCCGGUGGAUGGUAUAAUGUCGCACAAUAUGUACAGAGGAUAUGUUUAUACAACCAAUAAAUUGUUUAUAAAUUUGACUGUUAUUCAAACAA